AUGAUUGAUCUUCCACGCAGAAGUGGCUCCGGGAGCACGAUAAGGAAGUUCCGAUCGGUGAUCAUGAACCGCUCAUGCCGCAGCAGUGUGGUCAAGGUGCACAUGAAUCCCGAUGGCACCUUCGCAGUCCAGGCCACCGACAUUCAUUUCUUCAACAAGCCUGAGUACGUGUAUAACGAUCACUAG
Aspergillus luchuensis is the source of this 186-nucleotide messenger RNA. RefSeq lists its product as uncharacterized. NCBI's taxonomy places the organism in Eukaryota, Fungi, Ascomycota, Eurotiomycetes, Eurotiales, Aspergillaceae. The coding region runs from base 1 to 186 and encodes 61 amino acids. The record is from RefSeq and is a predicted model, not a curated record. The transcript has a single exon.